AUUACAAGUAAGAUACAAAGAUGUACCAUGUAGUAUUAGUAUUAAAUUAAUGCAUGCUUAAAAAAAAAUUACAUGGUAAAUUGAUGAAUGUUAAAAAAUAAAAUCUCAGCUUCUAACAUUAAAGAUGGCUUACGUAUUAAAUGCAAUUGUGGAUGUUGUUAAAAAUGGGAACGAUAUUGAUUCUACUUGUGAAGUAGUUAGUAAAGAAAUAUCAGAUAAAAGAUUAACUUUUCUUCAAUUUGUCGAGAGUAUGGAAGAAAUUUUGACUUCUACAGAUAAAGAUAUUCGUCUUAAUGGAGUUAAGGCAUUUKUAGCUGUUGUAAAGAAAUUACCUUUAGAUUUUUUUACACCUGAAGAGUUGGAAUAUAUUAGUCAAUUUUUGUGUGAACGUUUCAUUGACCAUCAUUCAUUUGUACCAGUUGUUUUAAUUGGAAUUGAAUAUACUGUACAAAUGAAAAAUAUCACUAAACAAAUGAUUGUAAGGUAUUUUAAUACAAUCAUGCCUCAUUUCCACUGUCAAUCACAACUUCAAAGUGACCGAAAUACAUUUUAUUGUAUAUUACAAUAUAUAUUUUUGAAUCGAAGUGUUUUAACUGCUUUAUUGUAUUCUCUCACCAUUAUUAAAGGAGACAAUGAAAAAGAACAACUAUCAAAUUUUUUGGAUAUCAUUCUUAAAAGUUCUAAUAGAUUUUUGUUGGAUACUCAAGCAACUCUAUUUAUACCUUCAAUUAAACUUCUUUGUAGUGUUGGAAAAACUUCUAACUAUGCCUGUCAUAAGAUAGCAAAUAAAGUGUACUUAAUCUUACUUGACAAAAGUGAUGUGUCAAAAACAGAAAUUGUAAGAAUCAUAGAAGCUAUGGGAUUAAUUACAAAUAUGUGUAUACAAAUGUUUAUCAAUUUAUCAUCUAUACCAGGUCUAGAAACGAGAUGGGAAGAAAUAUGUUGUUAUUUUUUACUUUAUGCUCAAAACGAAUCAUCCGAAAUAAAAAUGUCAGCUUUAAGAGCAUUAAAAAUAUCGACUAAAAUAUUAACGAAUUCUCAGCGUCAAAAUUAUUACUGUAUUUUAAUUAAUUUAAUAAAAUCUGAUAUAACAGAUUCUAUUAGAAAAGAGACAUUAUCUUGUUUCAAAGAAGCAGCUAAAUAUUUUAAUGAAGAAGUAAAUAGAGAAAUCAUACAAUUUAACUUAAACAUUUUAAAUCAGUCWAAUGAUAUKGAAUUAAAAUCAAAAUGGUUAAAUGCAUUAUGUUGUUUGGGAAAUGAAGAAUAUUUUUUUUCAUUAAUCAGCGACAGUUUAUGUGCUAAUGUAUGCGAAAAACAAGCAGAAACUGAGAUUACUCUUAAAUGUUUAAGAUUGAAAUUAAAUUUAGAAAGUUAUUUAAAUUUAUCAACCUUAUACAUCAACAAUGUUAUAAUUCAGAUAUCAUGGAUCACUAAGUCUUUAUCUCUUAAAGGUCAUAAGAAAAUGCUACAAUGGAUUGACUGGUCAUUGAAUUUAUUGGCAGACCCCUUGUAUGGGAAGAUCAUGACACAGUGUUUUAAAAUGUUAACACAGACAGAUGAAGGAUAUCUGAAUAAAGAGUGUUUUUGUUCAGUAAAGUUAGUACUUUUAUAA
Molecule: messenger RNA, 1612 nt
Organism: Diuraphis noxia (Russian wheat aphid)
Lineage: Eukaryota; Metazoa; Arthropoda; Insecta; Hemiptera; Aphididae
Gene: Mms19
Product: MMS19 nucleotide excision repair protein
Cellular component (GO): cytosolic [4Fe-4S] assembly targeting complex
Source: RefSeq, a predicted model, not a curated record